This is a messenger RNA of Punctularia strigosozonata HHB-11173 SS5, 240 nucleotides long. RefSeq lists its product as uncharacterized. Bases 1 to 240 code for a protein of 79 amino acids. The record is from RefSeq and is a predicted model, not a curated record. Lineage: Eukaryota; Fungi; Basidiomycota; Agaricomycetes; Corticiales; Punctulariaceae. The transcript is spliced from 3 exons.
AUGCAAACGCGUCUGCUCCACGCAGCCGACGCCAAAUUCCCUGAGAACCAGCUCGGCAGCGAACACGGUAAAGCUCCUGAGACUCCUUCGAAGGAAAACCCAGGAAACGUUUACCCCAAGUCCGACCCCGAACCUGCUCCCGCCCACUCCAUUCCCGGAACAGGUGGCUCUGGAGGUGAAAGUCAGAUGAGAGGAGAUCAAGGAGUACCUGCCGAGAAGGGCGGUCUGUAUUCCGACUAG